Messenger RNA from Dermacentor albipictus, 4283 nucleotides. Its product is annotated as leucine-rich repeat-containing protein 4B-like. The record is from RefSeq and is a predicted model, not a curated record. Lineage: Eukaryota; Metazoa; Arthropoda; Arachnida; Ixodida; Ixodidae. Gene Ontology annotation, cellular component: plasma membrane. Gene Ontology annotation, molecular function: protein binding.
GUAAUUUACCCAAACACAAAGACGAUAUCACGUACGUAUGAGUGAGAACACCACCACAACAUCUUAUAGAAAGAUCUGAAAGCUACGAUGUGAACAGCAGCAACAUCACACAACACAGUGACGUUCCUGUAUGCCUUCUGCUUCGCUGUGGGUGCCCGCGCGUCGUCUGCUUUCCAGCUGGUCCCCGCGUUGAAGUCGCUGGGAUCCCCGAGCCUCGCACGACUCCGUGUUUGUUCAGCGUCGCCGUCUAUACGGCAUGUGUGUUUGUGCGUGUAGCCCGCACUGUGCGCGGCUGAAUCGACGAGGAAGCUGUGGCGGUCCAGCCACCGGGGCUCUGCAGCCAGCCUCGUCCGCCGCCGCCGCCCCUGCUUUAACCUUGGCUCGCGCGAUCGUUCGACGGCUCUCGAAAAGUCUCCUCGUCACCGUCGCCACCGAGGCGUCGUCGGCCGUGCAGUUCGCGGGGAUUAUGUACUCGCCUUCGGUUUCGGGAGAGCGAUGGCACCCAUGCUGACGGCGGCCAUGUUCUACGCCAUGUGCAACGCGUUCUCGCGCUGCUGCCCUCCGGACAGCGUGACCAUGCCGUGCCGGUGCUCGGGACCCAACACGUUCACCGUGCUCACCUGCGACGGACUCAUCUCCACACGACAGGUGGAACGGGUGGCGUCCCGGCUGGCAAGCCACACCCUGGACUACGGCAAGUUCAGCAUGUCCAACGCCAAGGUGAUGAAGCUCGAGCGGGGAAUGUUCGGCGACCUGCGCUUCGAGUACAUCCAGGUGAAGAAGUCCACCGUGGUCCAGGUGGACGACGGCGCGUUGGAGCCGUCGCGCGACACCCUGCGCCGCCUGGAGGUGGUCCACUGCGAGCUCAAGUCGUUCCCCUUCCAGAAUGUCUCCACCUUCCCGAAGCUGGAGAGCCUCUCGCUCCAGUACAACAACCUUAAGGCGGUGCCGGACUAUGCCUUCAGGUACAAUCCCGGUCUGAAGAAGGUCGACCUGUCGUUCAACAAGAUCGCCUACGUGGGCAACUACGCCUUCUACUACGUGCCCUUCCUGGAGGAGCUCAACCUGCGCAACAACAAGCUGAAGGUGCUCAACAACAACGCGUUCGCCGUGCACGUCAAGCCCAACAACGACAUGGUGCUCGACUUGUCGCACAACCAGAUCGUGCUGAUCGCAGAGAACGCGUUCCACAACGAGAACUUCCGCCUGCUCAACAUGUCGCACAACCGGCUGCGAUCCUUUCCCGAGAAGCACUUCCGGCCUCUGCUGGUGCGCAUGGCCGUGCAGCUGGAGGGGACCAUCGACGUCGAAGGCAACCGGAUGAACUGCACGUGCGACUCGCUGCAGUGGCUGCUUCGCAUGCAGCCGUACUACCGGCGCUUCGUCAAGGGCUUCGUGUGCGCCGAGACGCACAAGACGCUCGAGCACAUGACCACGUGGGACCUGGACUGCGCGCACGGGGGUCAACAGGACGACGAGCAGAGGCCGUACCUGAGGCGGGCCUGAUCGACGCUGCGGCUUGCGCAACUGCCUCGCGGCACGCCGACACUGCAGUCCGUAAACUGUCCGUAAACGCAGCACACGGAGGAAGGAAACUGAGAGGCCCUGACGUCGCUCCUUGUGAAGCUAAAGUGAAGCCGGAAGUUGGCGUUGCUCAUGGCGUUGCUCCGCCUAUCGGGCCAGCUCUCCUCUCUUGUUUACAUUUCUCGCGCGAUACCACGUCGCGCUGCGCGCAACCAUGCUGCUCGGACUCGCGCGCUCCUCAGCAAUACUGAGCAAUCGUUUGCACGUUAGCAUGGUUCCGCCAAAGAGGGCAAAAUUUCCCGCGGAUAUUCCUUCGUCCGUAGCCAUUACCGUGGCGCGGUACAUUGCGUACAGCGUUGCAUGCGUGUUAAUUUCACGAAUUUUUGUUCCUCCUGUCCCAUCUGGCCACAGCAACAUCCGGGAGAGCACGGUCCAGAUAACGCAGCGCAACAAAACACAAAGAACAACGCAAACCUGCCCGCACGGCGCCUUUGCCACGGUACGAAACCUACGGAGCAACACGUGUGAGCGCACAGAACCAAAACAAAGCCGCCAUUGUGGCCCGAAAGGCGUGGCCACUAUGGCAAAGAAAUAAAAAAUCAGCAAAAAAGAGGUGAACGUGUUACGUCACUUUCUCCACACUUUUCUCCUAGGCCGCGGAGGGGGUAAGGCCUCUGCUCAGUUUCCUUCCUCCAUGACGCAGCACUACCGUUUGCGGAAUACCGGAAUACGGCUGCGAGAACGCUGGUAGCGACAUGUUGCGACGCAGAGUUCAACCAGAGAGUGCACAAAGCCGCUGGCUAACGAUAUCGCACUUUACUGCUGCCGUAAAGCCGUUGGCCGCUGCGUAACCGUUAGCGUGAAGUCCUUUUAUGAUUCUCCUUCGACGAGAACACUCAAGCAAUACAUAAAUAUCUCAAACGCGCUGUAGUUGACCAAAGUGCCGCUAGAUGUCGCUACCAGCUUGGCUACUGGGUUCGAUGGCUACGGUAACCCAAUAACCCGCAAGCGGUAAGAAGUUAUGAAAAAAAAAAAGCUAAAACCGUGUGCUUUCUUUUUCCUGCUGGUGUAGGAAACGUGAGCUCGAUCUGCUUCAAUUAAUGGUUUAGUCGAGUUAGUAAGUGCAGCCUGAAUGCAGCGAGUGCUGGCAUAUGUCACGGUGCUCCCUUCGCGUCGCAGAAAUAUGGAUCGCGAUUGAGCGCAUUUGUGUUCAUCCAGACGCCGAGAAAACUCCGGGAGAGAGACGCGUGUACUACUGGUGUUUAACGCAGCUCGGCCUACGAGCCGCGAGACCAUUCAGACAACGUGUGCUGUUGCUGCGAUAAGGGCCCCAGCACUGCUUUCUUCACUCUCAAACUGUAAUAUUUCACCCUUCUUACAACCGAGAACGCAUGCACAAUAGCAUAUUUUCUAAAUUUUAUAUUGCCCAAAACUAACACCUUUCGUCGGCGCGAAUUCUUGAAAGUACUGAGAGGCAGUUUUUUGAGACGCAGUUACACGGCUCUCACUAUUCGCGAAAAAAAAGAAGAAAAAUAAAAAACAAAAAAAAUCUAGGCGGGUGACAUUCAUGAUACUCGACAGCGAGCAAGAAGCAGUGAAGGUACUAUCGUUGCUUUAAAAAAAAAGCAACCUGUAGAUGGGGGUACACCUCCCGGUACACUUGGCCUGCGUGUGAGUGCUCCUUCGUUCUGAGGCCUGCAUCAUUAUCAUUAUCGUAACCAUAAUACCAUAUUCAUCACCAUAAUUCAGACUACUUCAGGUCUGCUUGUAGGACGGAAGCCCGGCCCUCCAUUAACAUGGCUCUGUUCAGUGCAUAGGAUGAAGGCGACAGAUGUGCUUGCAAGUUUCCUAUUAGUCCGCCUAAUUCUUCUCCGCCGUCAAUUUCAUUUCCCUUUACUGGCGUCCAUUUUGUUACCCUAAGACACCUCAUAUCAGUUGUACAUGGUAACAAUCCUACUCCAUUUCUCUCUCCUAAUCUAAGCCAUAAUAUGGUGCAGUACGGUAGCUAGCUGGGCGAGUCGGUGUAUGUGCAUUAUUGUUACUUACUGCGCACACUAAUGCAGAGUAUGAUGUACAUCUGUUGGCAUUGUAAUUCACACCACCGUAUUCUUAUUUCAUAAGACUAAGAAAUAUUUCGGCGCCAACGCCCGUUCUUAUAUUAAAAUACACGUAAGACGCCGAAAUGCCCGCAUUAGAUAACCGCUGAACCGAUUUAAAUAAAAUAUGCUGCACUUAUGAAACUAAGCCUAUUGUUAGCAAUUGUAGGAAGCACAGUUUAUAGUAACAUCUCCCUCUCUCUCUCUCUCUCUCUCUCUCUCUCUCUCUAUAUAUAUAUAUAUAUAUAUAUAUAUAUAUAUAUGUGUGUGUGUGUGUGUGUGUGUGUGUGUGUGCGUGUGUGUGUGUGUGUCUGUGCAUGUGUGUGUGUGUGUGCAAAUCCACAACUCUGCACGAAAAACGGAUAUCGCACUUUCGUAAACUGCACCUUCUAUAGAACAUUUAAUGAGGGCAAACGUGAUACCUGUGGUUACAGUUUAUGUGAGAUUGCUACAAUGGUAGCGAGUGUCUUGCAAACGCUCUAUACUCACGGAUUAGUGGUACAUUUUAGUACAGUGUAUACAUGUCACACUAUGUGCAUUUUGCAAAAUAGUGGAGUGGCAUUUACCGAGUUUGAGUUGUAAGCUUGAUACUUAUUAAAAACUAAAAUGUUCAGCAACUUUUGUAAACGAAAUGACGCCUUGCUGAAAUAAAAAGAUCUUGUU